CAGAUUUUUAUUUGCUAAUGAAUACAAUAAUUUUAUGUAUAAAAUAACUAACAACAACUGUUGUUUAUAAAUUUGAUUAGCGAACUGAUGAUGUAUCCUAGCUAAUUAAACUGCAAACGUGUUAAGAUGACUGCCGCAGACACUAACAUUCGUAGGCCAGCUGCUCAUGGCUCACAAAAAACACUACCACUACCCUACUAUAACGAAGUUGUGGAAUGGAACUUGCGCUAUCUUCUUAACUUGGUCGCAGUAUAUAUUACAACGGUUAUUGAAUUUAUUAACUGUUGUUAUUUGUCUGUUAAUCCUUGAACAUCUAAGAUUGAUGUAAAUUUAGUAACUUAUAUACAUUUUUAAUACUUUAAUUUAAGAUCUAAAAAAUAUGGCACUUGCUACAAACAAUUUAGAAGUGCUAAGUUUAGCGAAUCAUGACUUUUCAUUGUCUUUAUAUUCAAAAUUUAACCAACAAGAUGGGAAUAUAUUUUAUUCGCCACUAAGCAUACAUUUGGUAAUGUUUAUGGCUAGCAUUGGGGCAGCUGCAAAAACACUUGAUGAAAUAGUUAACACGUUGCAUUUGACUAAAAACAAUACUGCAUUGGAUGCAUAUAAGGAACUAUUGGACAACUUAAAUAAUGAUGAUGUUCUAAAAAUUGCUACUGGAAUGUUUGUCGAUAAUUCAUUUAAAAUAAAGCAAAGCUAUUUAGAAAAAACUGGAAAGUAUUUGCAAUCUUCUUUAGACAAAUUGGAUUUUAAAGGAAAUCCUGAAGUUCAGCGUGUAUACAUUAAUAAUUGGGUCCAGAACAAAACAAAUGGAAAAAUUAAGGAUUUAUUUCCUGAAGGCUCCAUUCAGUCAGAUACCCCUUUGGUAUUGGCAAACGCUGUGCAUUUUAAAAGUAGCUGGAAACAUGAAUUCCACAACACACAAGAUGGGGCUUUUUUUUUAACGCCGGAAAACCAAACUAUUGUAAAGAUGAUGAGCCUCAGAAAAGACUUACUUUAUUAUCAUGAUGGUGAAUUGAAAUAUACUGCAUUAGAAUUACCAUAUAAAAAUUCUUUUUUUAGCAUGAUUAUUUUGCUGCCUGAUGCUAAAGAUGGUUUAAAAGACUUGGAAAAUAACUUGCAUAAAAUCAAAUUAAAUAAGCUACCAAACAAAAUGACUACUUACAAAGUUAAUGUUAAGUUGCCACAAUUUAAACUCGAACAAACAAUUGACCUCCACUCCGUAUUAAUUGAAUUGGGAUGUGCAUCAAUGUUCUCGCCAAGUGCAAAUUUUUCAGAAAUUUGUGAAUCAAAUACCGACUCCUUGUAUGUGACUAAAGUUCUCCAUAAGGCUUACAUCAAUGUAGAUGAAAAAGGAACUGAAGCAGCAGCUGCUACAGGUAUUGGAUUUUCGAUGAAGAGUGCUUAUGAUUCGAAUAGGGAAAAUGCUGAUUUUAUUGCUGAUCAUCCUUUUAUUGUUGCAAUUGUUACUAAUGGAGGCGAUGUCAUAUUCUUGGGCCGGAAAUGUAUCUUUUUGGAUACAAACGAUCAUUCUGGCGAACGAAUCAUAUCGGUUUAUUCUUCCUUAUCGGUUUUCCUCGGUGUAAACACUAAUUUAUAUAUUUCCGCCUAUAGUCACUGUUUCCGACCAUUGACCGCAUCAGUCUCGUUCUAUGCAUUAGUUGGACGUAGCAUUUUAUUUCUGCAGGCUGGGCACGCAAUGGAUUCCACCAUAACCAACGUGUCUAGUUACACGGCUUCCACCACAAAUUUUUCAUUCGCUUUUUACAAUGAACUUAGCAAUACCGAAGGCAAUUUGUUCGCUUCUACAUAUAGCAUUCAUUUGCUAUUACUGCUGUUGACCAUUGGGUCGAAAUCGAAAACCUACGAUGAACUCACCAACACGUUGCGUUUACCCAAAAACAAAUCACCAAACUUCGAAAAGUUCAAGUCGAUCAUCGAAGACAUCGAGAAUCCGAGUUAUUUAACUGUAGCCAAUGGAGUAUUCGCUAACAAAGCGUUCGACUUAAACGCCGAUUACGAAAAUCAAGCACGCAAUUACUUGAAAGCCGAAGUAAGGAAGCUUGAUUUCGCAAAUACGGGGGAAAAGGAAAUCAACGACUGGACAAAGGCGAAGACAAAUGGCAAAAUCACAGAACUCUUUAAACCGGGUGUGAUUAAUGCUGACAGUAGUUUAGUGUUGGCGUCGGCUGUCCAUUUUAAAAGCCGUUGGGACAGUUUGUUUAUGGAGGUAAAGAAGGAGUCAUUUUGUUUGUCUGCCACAAACCACAUCGACGUGCAGAUGAUGCAUCAAACUGAUUACUUUGAUUACUACAAAAACGAUAACGAUAAAUUCGCCGCCAUCAAAUUACCCUAUAAAGGUUCCGAAUUUAGCAUGGUAGUUAUACUUCCAGACAAAAUGGACGGCGUCAGAGACGUUGAGAAGGUAGUUUUGAAAAAUUCUAAACACUUCCCCAUUCUCUUGGCCAACAUGACAACUCACAAAGUAGUAUUGGCAAUGCCGAAGUUUAAAUUCGAAUCGGACUUAAAUCUCCAAAAACCACUGAAACAGUUGGGAUGUUCGACUAUGUUUACAAGCGAUGCUGAUUUAUCCAAAUUAAGUGCGUCUGAAACGGGAAAGCUCAUGGUCUCCGACAUUGUGCACAAGACAUAUGUAGAUGUAAAUGAAGAGGGUACUGAAGCAGCUGCCAUUACUGGCGCUAACUUGGUCUUAUAUUCGGCUCCGUAUUUCUCACCUCACGUCAAGACAGUUCAUUUCCACGCGUGUCAUCCAUUUAUGUUCUUUAUUAUAAAAGGCAAUGAUGUAAUUUUUACAGGAAGACUGGCCGACCCCACCAAAUGAAGUUUUUUUGGGGGUUAAUUAAGGAUAUUAAAAAAUUAUUUUCAUCACUAAUUUUAUGAUUUAUUAAUGUUUUUUUAUUUUGUAAGACCUAUAGUAUACAUAAUAAAUAAAGUUACAAAAGUGUC
This is a messenger RNA of Adelges cooleyi (spruce gall adelgid), 2964 nucleotides long. RefSeq lists its product as uncharacterized. The record is from RefSeq and is a predicted model, not a curated record. The transcript has 15 exons. The coding region runs from base 380 to 2839 and encodes 819 amino acids. Gene Ontology annotation, molecular function: serine-type endopeptidase inhibitor activity. Lineage: Eukaryota; Metazoa; Arthropoda; Insecta; Hemiptera; Adelgidae.